This is a messenger RNA of Diceros bicornis minor, 483 nucleotides long. Its product is annotated as centromere-associated protein E-like. The annotation marks the transcript as partial. Gene Ontology annotation, cellular component: microtubule. Gene Ontology annotation, biological process: mitotic cell cycle; microtubule-based movement. The transcript is spliced from 5 exons. The record is from RefSeq and is a predicted model, not a curated record. Gene Ontology annotation, molecular function: plus-end-directed microtubule motor activity; ATP binding; microtubule binding. Lineage: Eukaryota; Metazoa; Chordata; Mammalia; Perissodactyla; Rhinocerotidae.
UUUGCCUACGGGCAGACUGCUUCAGGCAAAACAUAUACCAUGAUCGGUUCCAAAGAUGAUUUAGGAAUAAUCCCCAGGGCAAUUCAUGACAUUUUCAACAAAGUUAAGAAGUUUCCUGAUAGGGAAUUUCUCUUACGUGUGUCUUACAUGGAGAUAUACAAUGAAACCAUUACAGACUUACUCUGUGACACUCAAAAAAUGAAACCUUUAAUAAUUCGAGAAGACUUCAGUAGGAAUCCGUAUGUGGGUGAUCUCACAGAGGAAGUUGUUUAUACACCAGAAAUGGCUUUGAAGUGGAUCACAAAGGGAGAAAAGAACAGACAUUAUAGAGUUACGAAAACGAAUCAGAGAAGCAGUCGUUCUCAUGCUAUUUUUAGGAUGAUUUUGGAAAGUAGAGAGAAAGAUGAACCCUCUAAUUGUGAAGGAUCUGUCAAGGUGUCCCAUUUGGUGAGUGUUGAUGAACCAUGAUGAUGUACUCUACAG